AUGUUGGUUUCCUAUGGAUUGGAUGUAGGUGAAAAGCAAAAAACCAAAGUCAUCAAAAAUGAUUUAAACCCUGAAUGGAAUGAGACACUGAACUUCGAUUUGGGUGGCAAACCUCUGACUAAAGCCGAUUCCCUAAAGGUCCAUGUUAAAGACUGGGAAAGACUCCAGCGCAACAGACUGUUAGGUCAAGUUUCGAUACCCCUGUUCGAGUUAGUCAAAAGAAAAUCUCGAGAUGUUAAUCUUGCUAUGCAAGAUCCGAAAGGCAAUCCAAUGGAGGCAACAAUCAGCUUGUCUCUUGAAUAUAACGGACCACCUUCCAGCAAGAGCGAAUCUGGCAAAGGUGGUAAUUCAGAAGGCGAUGCUGCCAAUGACGCUGGCGGUGUUGGAGAAGAAGGAGAUGAAGAACAAGAAAUCAAUGAAGAGGGAGACGGUGAUGCAGAAGAAGACGAAGAAAACCAAGAAGGCGAUGCUGCUCCUAGGGGUACUGGUGGAGUAGCGAGAUCCAGAAAACGGAGAAAGAAUCGCCGCAAACUAUCUAAGAAACCGCAAGAUUUUCAAGUUCGCAUCAAGGUUAUCGAAGGACGUCGUCUUGUUGGAUCUAAUAUUAAGCCAGUGGUUCGAGUCAAUGUCGCCGAUCAAUCGCAACAAACUAAAGUUAAAAAAAGGACUAAUAAACCUUAUUUUGAUGAGACAUUCUUUUACAACUUUCAUUUGUCACCUAUGGAGUUAUUUGAUGAAAUAAUUGUUUUUCAAGCAUUUACAGCUCACAAAUAUCGAUAUAAUAGCCUUCUUGGAUCAUUUAAGAUCGAUAUUGGAACUGUAUAUGAAGAAGAAGAGCAUGCUUUCAUUAAUAAAUGGAUAUUAUUGACUGAUCCUGAUGAUGGUAGUGCUGGUGUUAAGGGCUACCUAAAAAUUUGCGCUAUGGUGUUAGCUGCUGGUGAUGAAGCCCCAAAUAUUCCUACAAACUUUCCAGAUGAAGAUGACAUGGAAGCGAAUUUACUACAGCCCGCCGGUAUACAACUUCGUUCUGCUACGUUUGCUUUAAAAGUUUACAGAGCUGAAGAUCUACCAAGGAUGGACGUAGGCUUCCUACAAGGCAUUAAGAAAGUCUUUGGUAGUGAUGAUCAAAAGGAAUUAGUUGAUCCGUAUUUUAAGUUUUCUUAUGCUGGACGAAAAGCAAAGACUCGGGUAGAAUAUAGUUGUGAUAACCCAGAAUGGAAUCAAGAGUUAAGGCUAAAGAUUAGGUUGCCUUCCAUGUGCGAAAGACUAAAGCUUUCAAUGAUAGAUUGGGAUAACGCAGGGCGGAAUGACUCUAUUGGUACCUACUUCAUGAAUAUUUCCAGUAUAUCAUCUAACAAUGAGGAAGGGUUUCCUCCCACAUUCGGUCCAUGUUAUAUUAACUUUUACGGCUCACCCAGAGAAUUCACCAGUAUUGAUGAGCAUGAAGAUCUUAAUGAUGGAAAGGGAGAAGGUUGCGCUUACAGAGGGCGGGCACUGAUCGAGCUGUCUACUAAUGUUGAUGACGAAAAUGAUGCAUCUGUUACCGAAGUAACUGAAGAAGAUUGUGAUAAAAUCAAGCUUUUCAUGCGCACCAGAAAAUUUGCUCUUCAUGCGGCUUUCCACGAAGCAACCAUGAUUAAAGAAAAAGACUGUCCUAUUGAAUUUGAAGUCAGCAUUGGUAAUAAUGGCAAUAAGUUAGACGAUCGAGUGCCAACAUCAUCAUCAACAACACCUCCUACUAAUGCAAUUUUUGACGGCAAUUAUUACUAUUACUUGCCCUGGAAUAAAAGAGGAAAAUCUGGUUCAUAUACGUUCAAGCAUAAAAAGGCAGAUGACAGAAGAAGAAAUUAUAUCCGAAAUUACUUCUACGAUCAGCACCUUAAAAAUAGAUCUAAGGCAUACCUAAAGAAUGCCGUUCAAGAAUUAGAACUAUUAAAUCCAUUAACCGUUACUGAUGCAGUAGAAGAGAUUGAGAAUUUCGUUCAGCGCCUGAAAGAUAUAGCAUAUGAGCCCCAAAUAAGUAUCCCUGACGUAGUUAUUUGGAUGUUAUAUGGUGAAAAAAGAGUGGCAUAUUACAGAAUUCCUGCACAUGAGAUUCUACACUCUUCUAAUUUUGACCCCGAUGCGACCGGGAAAUAUUGUGGUAAAAUUCAAACCAUAAACUUAAAGUAUCCGGGCAAAAAAGCUGAUAAAAAAUGGAAUAUUCCAUGCCAAUUACGCGUUCAACUUUGGCUAGGCUUUGCCAAGGAAAAUGCAAAGUGGACAGAUAUGUUAAGUAACCAAGGUGAUCCAUCUAUCUUUGCUGAAACGUAUGAAAAUCAGCACAAUAUAGCUGUAUGGACAACGAAAGGCUUAUCACGCCCUAAAUAUUCUGAUGAUAAAGGAGAAUUGUACCUAGAGAAAGAGAAUUUUAUCGAACCAGAGGGAUGGGUAUUCGAAACAGAUUGGUUUAUGAGUCCUGAAACUAGCAAUCAGUAUGAAAAGGACACAGGACGAAAAUUCUAUUUAGAAGAUAUGUUUGAAAACGAAUGUCGAACGAUACCGGGUGGUAAAUGGUACGCACCUAAGGAGCCUUGGACCAAUGAAGCAAAACAAAAAGUCCCUGGUAAGGAAGAGGUUGUACUCCCCAAAGGAUGGGUUUGGGAAAGUGAUUGGCAAAUUGAUUACGAUCGUGCAGUUGACGAAGAUGGCUGGGAAUAUACGUUAGGUAGUGGUUAUGUACCAGUAGAAAAGAAUUAUCACUUAGAACGCAGGAGACGAUGGGUCAGAAAAAGACGAUUGAAGGAUGCUUCCGCAGCCAAGAAGAAGAAGCCUAAGUCUACUUCUAGCGAAGGAUGGCAGUAUGCUACCAGUUUCUCCAGUAAAUUCCAUCCUAAAAGUAGCAUGACCGAUUUUGUCAGAAGGCGCAGGUGGAUUAGAAAGCUUAAAGCAGUAAAACCAAAAGGGCCACCAGUAUUUGUUUUUUCGGAUGAAAAACAUAAAACAGAAUACACUUUAGCGCCGAGAAUGUCUCUUGAUGUUAAAAAAAGUCACAAAUUUCAGCUGCGUGCUUAUAUUUAUCAAGCUCGAGAUCUAAUAGCUGCUGACAGAAGCGGUUUAUCAGAUCCUUACGCUAGAGUAACCUUCGGCAACCUUAGUCAGGAAACACAAACGAUAGAAAAGACCUUAUGUCCGACUUGGGAUCAAACCUUGAUUUAUGACGAAAUAGAAAUAUUUGGCAGUCGCGAUGACAUCAUAGCAAAUCCUUAUCAAAUUACCAUCGAAAUCUUCGAUUCAGAUGAUUUUGGAAAGCCAGAAUUUAUCGGAAGGUGUAAUGCAAUUCCGAUGAUCAAGUGGAAAUCCAAUGAAUCUCGAACUCCAAAAUUGGCUUGGUAUCAAAUCAUACAAAACAAUUGCAAUGCAGGGGAACUUUUAGCUGCAUUUGAACUACUUUUGAUUGACGGUGGAGAUUUACCAUUUGCUCCUCCAAAGAAGAAGGAUAGUGAAUUGUACAUCGUUCCUAGCGGAAUUCGACCUGUCCUUCGACGAACAGCUAUCGAGAUUGCGCUAUGUUGGGGAGUUCGAAACUUGAAAAGAUUUCGUUUAUUACCCGUUAAUUCCCCCAGUAUUGAAUUAGACGUUGGUGGUUAUAUUCAAAAAACACCAAAAAUCAAGAGUGUUCGAAAAAACCCAAACUUUGAUAAUCCGAUAAUCUUUUUCGAUGUGAUGUUACCCAAAGAAGAAAUCUAUAGACCACCUUUAAAUAUCAAGGUUAUCGAUCAUAGAGCAUUCGGCAAUAAACCUCUAGUAGGCGUUCAUGUUAUAAACGACAUCAGUAAAUACGACUACGAUCCCACAGCAAGCCAAAAUGCACUGCAAGCGGGUGAAAUUGGCUCAACUAGUAAUGGUGGAAUAAAUAAUACUGGUCAUGAUAUGAUCGCAAUAGAAAUACAAGAUGAAAAGAAAGAUGAAGACAAGAAUAAACAGGAUGAGGAAGAAAUUGAUUGGUGGUCAAAGUACUAUGCUUCAACUGGGGAUCCUAAAGAUUUACAGAGAGCGACGGACUACAUAAGUAAAGGAUACGAUAAGCUGAAGAUAUUUAAAACUGAAUUAGAAGAAGUUGAAAUUUACAACAACUUCGAAGACUUUGUUCAACUAUUUCCGAUCUAUCGUGGUAAAGCCAAGAAAAAAGGAGAGGAUGAUGAAGGUGAACUAGUUGGAGAAUUUAAGGGUACUUUUAGAGUUUACCCUUUGCCAUCAGAUCCAAGCGAGCCCUUGCCAUCAAAAGUGUUUGAUCCUGAGCGAUUGCCCAAAACUAAAGGAUUGCAGUGUAUCGUCCGUGUCUAUGUUAUUAAAGCUAUUGAUUUAGCUCCUAAAGAUCAAAAUGGUGCUUCAGAUCCAUAUUGUGUCAUAAAAAUUGGAAAAGAAAAGAUUAACGAUAGGGAUAAUUAUAUACCAAAUACCAUCAAUCCAGUAUUUGGUCGGAUGUUCGAAUUGACUUGCACUUUACCCCAACAGAAAGAUCUAAAAAUUUCAAUUAUGGAUUGGGAUAUGAUUAGUAAAGAUGAUCUCAUUGGCGAAACAUCUAUUGAUUUAGAAAAUCGUUAUCUUACUAAGCAUAACGCUUUAUGCGGCUUACCGGAAACUUAUUGCACUUCCGGUGUCAAUCAAUGGCGAGAUGCCCGAUUGCCAAAGGAUAUUCUGAUUAAAUGGUGUGAAGAUCACGGACUUCCAUCUCCUCGGUUUACCAGCAAUGCUCAAGUAAUACUUAACGGAGAAAUAUACAAUUUGGCUGAUUUCGAAACGGAUAUGAAAAAACAUAAACAUCUUGGUGAACCUGAGCAACGAUUAGCAUUGCAUGUUUUACGAAAGCAAGCAGAAAUUGUUCCUGAACAUGUUGAGACAAGAUCCUUAUUUAAUCCUCUUACGCCAGGGGUUGAGCAGGGCAAACUACAAAUGUGGGUAGACAUAUUCCCGAAAUGUGACGGACCUCCUGGUCCACCGUUCGAUAUUACACCUCGCAAGCCGAAAGACUAUGAAUUACGAGUUAUUAUAUACAAUACCUCUGAUGUUAUCCUAGACGAAACGUCAUUACUAGGAGAGAAAAUGAGUGAUAUUUACGUUAAAGGCUGGAUCCGAGGAGUGGAUGAAAAACUUAAAACAGACGUUCAUUACAGAUCGCUAAAUGGGGAAGGAAAUUUCAACUGGCGGUUCAUUUUCCCGUUCCAAUACUUGCCGGGAGAAAAAUCUAUUGUCAUUAAGAAAAAGCGAAUGAUCAGGAUUGAGUCUAAGUAUAAGGAAUUAUGUGAUUCACUAUCACCUCUAUGCUAUUUCCUACGGUUGUUAAUACUGGUGAUCAUCGUAAUUUCAUAUGCCCAGAAAUGUACUUUGGAUCAACUUCCUGGACGCGGAGGCAAAGGCAAGGAUUUAGUCUCCAUCUUCGAAAUGAAACAAAUGCAAGGCUGGUGGCCUGUAGUUAAAAGUGAAGCAGAAAAUCCAGAAAUAACGGGUAAAGUGGAAAUGUCAAUUGAAAUCUUAACUAGUGAAGAAGCUGCUGCAAAACCUGCUGGAGUUGGACGUAGUGAUCCUAAUGCAAAUCCUCAUCUUGAUCCUCCCAAGGUGCUUUGGCCAGACGUAUUGUUGGUUCAAGUAAAUAAUAACCGUGGAUUAUUUCGUAAAGGGUUUAUAACAGUAUGA
Messenger RNA from Trichoplax adhaerens, 5676 nucleotides. RefSeq lists its product as uncharacterized. The coding region runs from base 1 to 5676 and encodes 1891 amino acids. The record is from RefSeq and is a predicted model, not a curated record. NCBI's taxonomy places the organism in Eukaryota, Metazoa, Placozoa, Uniplacotomia, Trichoplacea, Trichoplacidae. Gene Ontology annotation, biological process: plasma membrane organization; membrane fusion. The transcript has 55 exons. Gene Ontology annotation, cellular component: membrane.